Molecule: messenger RNA, 569 nt
Organism: Nomascus leucogenys (northern white-cheeked gibbon)
Lineage: Eukaryota; Metazoa; Chordata; Mammalia; Primates; Hylobatidae
Gene: C12H1orf54
Product: chromosome 12 C1orf54 homolog
Source: RefSeq, a predicted model, not a curated record
AGGAGGGGAGGCGGGGUAAGUUUGGUGGGAAACUCUGUAAUUUCCUUUUUUACUUUCACAGCAAUAGUGCAGAAUCCAGAAUGGAUGUUCUCUUUGUAGCCAUCCUUGCUGUGCCACUUAUCCUAGGACAAGAAUAUGAGGAUGAAGAAAGACUGGGAGAGGAUGAAUAUUAUCAGGUGGUCUAUUAUUAUACAGUCACCCCCAGUUAUGAUGACUUUAGUGCAGAUUUCACCAUUGAUUACUCCAUAUUUGAGUCAGAGGACAGGCUGAACAGGUUGGAUAAGGACGUAACAGAAGCAGUAGGGACUACCAUUAGUCUUGAAACAGCACGUGCAGACCAUCCGAAGCCUGUAACUGUGAAACCAGUAACAACGGAACCUAGUCCAGAUCUGAAUGAUGCCGUGUCCAGUUUGCGAAGUCCUAUUCCCCUCCUCCUGUCGUGUGCCUUUGUUCAGGCAGGGAUGUAUUUCAUGUAGAAGGUGGGAGAAGGCUGCUAUGACUCUUUAGAUGGGAGUUUGGCAAGAGGAAAUUGGAAGAUAAAAUAAAUAAUAAGUGAAAUAAUCUGGUUA